GGGACUCGCGGGAAUCUCACCACCCGGGUCGCUGCCGGAGCUCGCCCGUCGCCCCUGCGCUGCGCGGACCGCGGCCACAGCCAGACAGGCGGGCACGGCGGCGACAGACGGAUUGGCGGACAGUCCCAGCCCGCGGAGUAGCCCCGACCUCGAGGCGCUGGCGUCCGAGUCCGCUCGUCUGGGAGCCUGGGCAGGUGCCGCGCGGGAGGCGCUCCGGGGACCGCGCUGAGGCCGCGGACGCCGCCCGCCCGGUCCCGCUGCUCGCUGAGCCCAGCACCCCGCUCGCCGUCGGGGCGUCCCCGGGCCCAGGGGCGGCCGCGGAGCCGAUGCGCGCCCGCUGAGCACCCCCGGCCCACCAUGGCCGCGCGCCCCGGCCCGCUCUGGCUCCUGGGCCUGGCGCUGUGCGCGCUGGGCGGGGGCGGCCCCGGCCCGCGACCCCCGCCCGGCUGUCAUCAGCGGCGUCUGGGCGCCCGCGAGCGCCGGGACGUUCAGCGCGAGAUCCUGGCUGUGCUCGGGCUGCCUGGGCGGCCCCGGCCCCGCGAGCCACCCGCCGCCUCCCGGCUGCCCGCGUCCGCGCCGCUCUUCAUGCUGGACCUGUACCACGCCAUGGCCAGCGACGACGACGAGGACGGCGCGCCCCCGGAGCGGCGCCUGGGCCGUGCCGACCUGAUCAUGAGCUUCGUCAACAUGGUGGAGCGAGACCGUGCCCUGGGCCACCAGGAGCCCCACUGGAAGGAGUUCCACUUUGACCUGACCCAGAUCCCAGCUGGGGAGGCAGUAACAGCCGCGGAGUUCCGGAUUUACAAGGUGCCCAGCACCCACCUGCUCAACAGCACCCUCCACGUCAGCAUGUUCCAGGUGGUCCAGGAGCAGUUCAACAGGGAAUCUGACUUGUUCUUUUUGGAUCUUCAGACACUUGGAGCUGGGGAUGAGGGCUGGCUGGCACUGGACAUCACAGCAGCCAGUGACCACUGGUUGCUGAAGCGUCACAAGGACCUGGGACUCCGCCUCUAUGUGGAGACUGAGGAUGGGCACAGCGUGGAUCCUGGCCUGGCCGGCCUGCUGGGCCAACGGGCCCCCCGCUCCCAACAGCCUUUCGUGGUCACUUUCUUCAGGGCCAGUCAGAAUCCCGUCGGCCGGCAGGUCUGCCGUCGGCACGAGCUCUACGUCAGCUUCCAGGACCUUGGCUGGCUGGACUGGAUCAUCGCCCCGCAAGGCUACUCAGCCUAUUACUGUGAGGGGGAGUGCUCCUUUCCGCUGGGCUCCUGCAUGAACGCCACCAACCACGCCAUCCUGCAGUCCCUGGUGCACCUGAUGAAGCCAGACGCAGUCCCCAAGGCGUGCUGUGCGCCCACCAAGCUGAGCGCCACCUCCGUGCUCUACUAUGACAGCAGCAACAAUGUCAUCUUGCGCAAGAAGCGCAACAUGGUGGUCAAGGCCUGCGGCUGCCACUGAGCCCAGCCCGCCCACCCUGCUGCAGCUGCCCUUCUCAUCAGAUCUGGCCCCUUGGAAGCAGGAAACCCUUCAAUGCUGUCACAGCUCAAGCAGGAGUGUCAGGGGACCUCACUUUCCGUGCCUACUUUCUGUCAGGCUUCUGGUCCUUUCGAGGUCCCUCUGUGCCUCUCCCCUGGGGUUUGUGGCUGUCACCCUGCCUGACACUUUGGUGGCCUAAGGGUACACAGCAGUCUUGGAGCCUGUGCUGACUUCACUGUCUGGAGUCAGCACAGAAGUCCUAUCUUAGGACCUGUUAGACUGUGGCCAGCCCUGGAUGGUCUGAGGUUGGCUGACGCGAGCUUUGCACCAUCAUCUACACAGGGUUUUGGGGUGGGCAGAAGGGCUCUGCCCCUUCCCAGGAACAACACUUGGGCAUUUCUGGGCAUAAUUGGGCAUGCACAUGUUCUCAGUACAGUGUGUUCUUGGAUUUUUCUAAUUUGGUCCAGGCCACAGUUAGCAUAUUAGAAAAAGAAUAAGCUAGAGGUGCUCAUGAAGCCACCACCGUGGAUUUUUUUUUUUUUUUUUUAAGAUGGAGUCUCACUCUGUCCCCCAGGCUGGAGUGCAGUGGCAUGAUCCUGGCUCACUGCAACCUCCACAUCCUGAGUUCAAGCAACUCUCCUGCCUCAGCCUCCCGAGUAGCUGGGACUACAGGCACUCGCCACCAAGCGCAGCUCAUUU
This is a messenger RNA of Cebus imitator (Panamanian white-faced capuchin), 2172 nucleotides long. Its product is annotated as bone morphogenetic protein 8A. Gene Ontology annotation, biological process: SMAD protein signal transduction. Bases 358 to 1455 code for a protein of 365 amino acids. The record is from RefSeq and is a predicted model, not a curated record. The transcript has 7 exons. Gene Ontology annotation, molecular function: growth factor activity; cytokine activity. Gene Ontology annotation, cellular component: extracellular region. Lineage: Eukaryota; Metazoa; Chordata; Mammalia; Primates; Cebidae.